Messenger RNA from Aspergillus affinis, 792 nucleotides. RefSeq lists its product as uncharacterized. Gene Ontology annotation, molecular function: guanyl-nucleotide exchange factor activity. Gene Ontology annotation, biological process: exocytosis. The record is from RefSeq and is a predicted model, not a curated record. Gene Ontology annotation, cellular component: cell tip; Golgi to plasma membrane transport vesicle. Lineage: Eukaryota; Fungi; Ascomycota; Eurotiomycetes; Eurotiales; Aspergillaceae. The transcript has 2 exons. The coding region runs from base 1 to 792 and encodes 263 amino acids.
AUGUCGACUACGACCACGACCACCGCUCUAACGUCUACCACGCUGGUCGGAAUGCUUCCCACCUUCACCGAUGCGACGGCCUUAGUUUCGGGGAAGAACUGCCCAACCUGUGGCCAGGAGGCCAUUCCGUCGCAACCCCUCCCAGCCAACGCCCAGAAGAAAGUCCAUGAAUUGGAAGGCCAUAUUGAAUGCUUGAAUGUCCAGGCGGCACACAUGGCUGAAAAGCUCGCCGAGUACGAAGAACAAGUCCGUCGCCUCCGCGCUCAGGCCGCCGUUCACAACUCCCGCAAUGGCUCCUCCGUAUCCUCCCUGUCCUCCGCCAAGUCCAAUGAAGUCGAUCGGUCGUUGUCGCCGCCUCAGUCGUCCCACUCGCAGACCCAACAAGGCGGGCGUCUCUCGACCCUGACCUCGCUCCUACAUUAUCGCCGGCCGAGUGCCUCGCCCGCAACGCCUCCGCAAGCGCCCGCGCAGCCUGUCGCUCCGACCCCGCCCUCGCCGCCGCAACCCCCGGACCACGAAAGAAUCGAAUGGCAGAAUGCUCUGAACCGGGAGCAGAACUUACGCCGGGAAGCGGAAUCGCAGCUCAUGCAGGCCAAUGCCGAAUUGGAGGAAUUGACGGCGCAGCUGUUCAGCCAGGCCAACGAGAUGGUCGCCCAAGAACGGAGAGCACGGGCGAAAUUGGAGGAACGGGUCGCAUUGCUGGAACGACGAGACGUUGAGAAACGCAACCGCCUCGAACGCCUUGAAAAGGCAAUGGAGAGAGUCGAACGCAUCCGGGCUUUAGUCGGGUAG